CCCAUCAACCAUUUAUACAGAAAAAAACACAUUUUAACCAUACAACCCUAAAUCAACCAAAACUCAUCAUCUCAUCAUCUCCGUCAAAUUGGAGUCGCAGAGACUUUGUCAUCAGUCGGAAACACCGAGAAAGCUCCCCAGGGUUUUUUCAAUGGAGGAUACCCAAGAAAUUGAUGAGGUACAGGAAGAAGUGAUUUCUGACAAAACAUCUGAAAAGGAGGAAGAGACUCGUGAUGAGGUUCUUGCACGCCACAGGAAAGAGAUAUCACAACUGCAGAAAAAAGAAGUUGAAAUGAAAAAGCAAGCAGCUAGAGGUAGCAAGGCUGAGCAAAAAACUAAGAAAAAGCAAGUGGAGGAAGAGGUUUCUCAACUUUCUACUAAGCUCAAAGAGAAGCAUGCCAAAGAACUUUCUACAUUAGGCUAUAGCACUGGUAACGGAAAUGAAAAGAGCAAUUUAGACAAUUUGGUGAAAGCCAUAGCUGGAGUAACCGUUAGUACUCAACCUGAGAAUACAAAGGUCAGCAAGGCCAAACAGAGGCGUGACAAAAGAGCUCAACAAGAAGCAGAGAGGGAACUGAGAAUCCAAGCAGAGCAGAACGACAUUAUAAGUGAUCGCAUGGUUGAAAAUGAGAAACUGGAAAGGAAGUUGAAGCCUCUUGGGUUGACUGUUUGUGAAAUAAAGCCCGAUGGGCAUUGCCUUUACAGAGCUCUUGAGAAUCAGUUGGGCCACCUUUCUGGGGGUAAAUCUCCAUAUACAUUCCAAGAACUUCGACAACUGGCAGCUGCUUACAUGAGAAAACAUACAUCUGAUUUCCUUCCAUUUUGUCUGUCGGAGAAUUUAAUCGAAGGCGAUUCUGACGAAUCCAUUGCUCAGAGGUUUGAAAAUUAUUGCAAAGAAGUAGAAUCCACAGCUAUAUGGGGAGGACAGCUAGAGCUCGGUGCCUUGACUCACUGUCUGAAGAAGCAUAUAGUGAUAUUUUCAGGGUCCUUCCCUGACGUCGAGAUGGGGAAGGAGUAUAAACCGGUUCACGGUAUUGGCUCGUCUAGUUCCAGUAUCAUGCUUUCUUACCAUAAGCAUGCUUUUGGGCUUGGUGAGCAUUAUAAUUCUGUUGUCUCAACAUGAUCAAAUGUGACAAAUAUUCUUAGGGAUGCUUAUUAUAUCCCUUCUAGCAUUUGGCUGAAGGUUACUUGAAACCUAAGUUGUGAUUGAAUGUACCUCUAGUUGUACAUUUUUUAACUGUAAUUGAUAAUUUAUUGAUAAUUAUGUAUCAAAUGAUCUUUUGACAUCAAUUAAUUUUGAGCAAUUUUAGCUAA
Molecule: messenger RNA, 1314 nt
Organism: Lathyrus oleraceus (garden pea)
Lineage: Eukaryota; Viridiplantae; Streptophyta; Magnoliopsida; Fabales; Fabaceae
Product: OVARIAN TUMOR DOMAIN-containing deubiquitinating enzyme 5
Exons: 3
Coding region: 152-1123 (323 amino acids)
Biological process (GO): protein deubiquitination
Molecular function (GO): cysteine-type deubiquitinase activity
Source: RefSeq, a predicted model, not a curated record